Messenger RNA from Passer montanus (Eurasian tree sparrow), 3787 nucleotides. It is a transcript of the gene AKAIN1, whose product is annotated as A-kinase anchor inhibitor 1. NCBI's taxonomy places the organism in Eukaryota, Metazoa, Chordata, Aves, Passeriformes, Passeridae. The transcript has 2 exons. The record is from RefSeq and is a predicted model, not a curated record. Bases 374 to 580 code for a protein of 68 amino acids.
UCCCUGCCGGGCAGAUCGAUCGCUGUUGCCUUUCUCCUUUUUGCCCUUACCCUUGCUGCCACUUCAGGAGUUAUGGCAGUGAUGGUUCCCUGGUAGAGAGAGAGAGGAAGAGCGUGUGUGUGUGCGUGUGUGUGUGUGUGCGUGUGUCCGUGCGGGCGCCCCGGCCCCCUCCCCGCCCCGCCGCAUUGUGGAGGGAGGGACCGCGGCCGCCUCCGCCGCCGUGCGCGGCCGGGCGCUGUCCGUGGUGCUGAGCCCGGCGGGACGGGCGCUGUCCGAGGUGCUGAUCCGGCGGGGCCGGGAGCUGUCCGGGUGCUGAUCCCAGCGGGGGCCGGGAGCUGUCCGAGGUGCUGAGCCGCGCUGCCCGGGCGGCACCAUGGUUUUCGCUCCAGGUGAGAAGCCAGGGACGGAGCAAGAUGAAGUUAAGCUGCAGAUUGCCAGCAAGCAGAUUGUGCAGACUGCUAUCCUCCGAGCAGUGCAACAAGUUUCCCAGGAGAGCCAGCAAAAGGAGAAGCGAACAAACACCAGUACAAGCCUCCAACUAGAAAGAGGAAAACUAACCAAGAAGCAUGAAAAGAAGUAAAGGAGGAGAUUGGGGUUUUUCAGCUCCAGUCUGCAAGUGUUUUCAGCCUUCUCUUUAGUAUCAGCUGUAUUGCUAGUGCAAUGCUACUGCUGUAAAGCAAACCAAAGUAUUACCACACCUAGACAUAGGGUAAAACUGCAAUAGUCCUCAUCUGAGAAAUAUUAAGUGCAUUAGAUGACUGACUCCAUAUUUAUGCAGUGCCUCUUAACAGAAACAAUAACCAUAGCUGUAAAAGUAGUUUCAAGCACAAGCUCUUAUGAUAUGAGCUUAUUCUCAAAAGCUUGUUGCCAGUGCACUUUCAUGCUAAGUUCUGCGUGCAACAUUUACGUCAGUUCAGCUGGACAGACUCCUCUCUGCAUUACUGGGCUCACUGAAGCUGUCUUUGCUGAAGAAAUCAUUUAUUGUCAGGUGUAGCAGAGUGCUUUCAGGCUCUCUUGAAGCACGGGUUUGUACUUUGCUUUGAUUAGACAUGAACUAUGUGAAAUGGCGGUAUAAAAUGGAUUUGGUAAAUUCUGUGAACCAGUUUAUUGUUUCAUCUUGGGGAAAAAAGAAAGCAAUCCAGUAAUACUGCAGUGACUGUGAUCUAUGACUAUGAUCAUAUACCUAUGAUCUAUGUCUUUUUUUAAAGAAGUUAAGUACUGAAAUUUUAGACUACUUAUUGAAAUACUUCUAUACUUCUGCAUAAAAAUCACCUGUGCCUCAACUAUUCCUUUUAAUUUUCUUGAUAUUGAAAGAAAAGGAACAGAUGUGAAGAUAAGGAGUCGGCCAGAAUUUGCUCCAGUUCUGCAACUUUGCUGGGUCUUGAUUUACAGAAAGUGAAGACUGAAGUGUUUUUUUAAAAAAGGGGGUUGAAUAUAUUAAUAUCUUCAAGGAUGAAAAUAUACAGUAUCUGAAUUCUGUCAUGGUAGGUAUUUCUCACCUGCUGGGUGUAAAGUGACUUUAGAUAUUUGCAGUUGUUACAUAUUCAACUUAAAUAACACUGCGUGAAGCUGGUAAUACAGAGCUUAUCCUUUCAACUGCUCUAUAUAGCUGAAGAAAUCCAUGAUGUUUCUGAAAAUACAAUUUAAAUAAAUGUGCCCUUCACUUUUAUUGCUCCCUUUGUGUAAUGAUGAUUGCACUAUUAUACAUAUGAAAUGAAUAACAGUAUAUUUAAUUCUAGAAAUGGCUUGUAGCUCUGCUUCAGAUGAAUUCCUGUAGUAAUACACCUGGAAUUACAAAGAAGAAGAUGUCCUGAAAAACUUUCUUAAUGGCUUUUCUACUCCACUAGAUGAUCCUCAAAGAGACUGUGGGUUAAAUAAUUGGCUAUUACUCUGUCCUAUUGCUUGUGUUAAACGAUUUUGGGAUUCCUUCUCCUGGACAGAGGCUUAGUCAUGAAUAACCACAUAUUGUAAUAUUAAGUCUUUGUAAUCUACUUGGUUUAUUUUUUUUUUCUUUUUUUUUUUUAAUUUAAUAGCACUAACUCAUACAAGAUAGUGAUUUAGCUCAAUCCUCUUUCACUUAAAAAUGCAAAGAAGAAUUCAACGUGAUUGAAAGUGUUCCUAAUUGUCUAGUAAUGAAAACUGACCUGGAUUCCAAGUACACAGGUGGUUCACUUCUGUAGACACUGGAUGAAUUUUUAGUCAAGCAAACUUUGAAAGGUGAAAGUAGUUGGGUCUUGAGGCAUGUAUGCAUUUUUGUAAUAGUAUAUUUUUAACCAUUAGCUUUUUCACCAGUUCACCUUUGUUUGGGAGGUAACUCUUUUCUAAGCGCUCUUUGCAUUUUUCUCUGUGAGACCCUAAGAAAACUGAUCAUGAAUAAAGAUUCAGUUCUGAGGCUGAUGAGCAGACAAGUCUGGUGGAUGAGAGAGAGCAAACUUGUUGGAGAGACUCUGUGGUGCAAAAAGGUGUUUGCCAUGGACUCACCAUGCUGCAGGAAGGAGAGAUAUAGAACAUCUCCACUUCUUUGAAAUUAUUUUACUUUUUAAAUGCUUUUCAUCCCCAGACAUUUGAAAUAUGUUUGGGUUUGGGGUUUUUUGUUUUGGUUGGGUGGGUUUUUUUUGGUGUGUUUUGUUUUGUUUUUUGUUAAUUGAUAAUUAUGUUAAUAACCUUCAUAUAGUUUUGAAACUGUUUCUUUGUAUGCCUUUUUUUAAAGUUUUAAUUAAUCAUUUUGGCAAAAGAAGAAUUUGAAAAACCAGUGAAUCUGGGCUUUUGCCACUGCUUCAUAUGAGCCUAUUCCACUCCUCCUCCCACUGUGCACUUCUACAAUAUGCCUUUACUGUCCCUUUGCUAUUGCCCUAGUCCUAUUAGACACACUAUUUAUUACUCAGAUGUUUAAUAGUCAUGUCCAACAUUGUCAGAAUACCAAUGCCAUCAGAAGUCUAAUAUCUUGAAAAAUCAAAAAUGGCUGGAAGUCUCGGCUUGUUAUAUGCUUAUUAGACAUUCUCAUGAAGUAAUGUGUGCUCAUGAGGUUUGUAGUAAUGGAUGCAUUAUCAGCACAAAAACCCCACAUAUCUUAGAAAUACAAGGCAAUCAAAAAGGUAUCUAUAAGUAUUUAAAACAAACUCACCACUUAUUAGCACUUACAGUGGUAAGUAAAAUAUUGUACAAAUAUGUGAAAUUAUAUUUAUCACAACUCCAGAAGAACAGAGGAAUCAUGUGUGUGUGGCUAUCCUGCACUAUGCUUUCUAUGUUGUCAUUCAGGUUGAUUAUAACAAUUUUAUUAUCAUAUUGCACUCUUUGUAAGAUUAAUAAAGCAACGAUGCCUAAAUGGAGAUUCACAUGGCCACAGCAGGAUGUUGUAACAGAUUACUAAAUGCCACUGUAUAUCAAGUUUUUGGUCCUGUGUGGUUGCACUGGAAAUCUCUGCUCUAAAAUAAAUAAAACCAACGACUGUGACUUGGAAACAGCCAUAUUAAUUUUAUCAUUUCAGAAAAUAAAAAAAACAUUCUGUGAUAAUAUUAUGAGUUGGAAAUUCUUGGAUGUUUAUUCAAUAGCAAGCAAUCACCUAGAAGUGUUACUGACUCUGCUCAAGUCAUAUAUGAUUAUUUUUUAUGUGUCUCAGACUACAGUAUGUCUACAAUGGUAAGAAUAUAAAACUGCUAUGUAACUAUUCUUAAUAUGAGUACCAUGAAAUAUGCUGCAGAUGUUCUUUCAUGUGUGCCUAUGUCAAAUACACAGUUAGUGUGUGAUUACUGUAGGCUUUAAAAAAAUAAUUUAAAUUAAUGGAAAA